Molecule: messenger RNA, 2007 nt
Organism: Hyla sarda
Lineage: Eukaryota; Metazoa; Chordata; Amphibia; Anura; Hylidae
Product: hydroperoxide isomerase ALOXE3-like
Exons: 14
Coding region: 1-2007 (668 amino acids)
Biological process (GO): linoleic acid metabolic process; lipid oxidation
Molecular function (GO): iron ion binding; oxidoreductase activity, acting on single donors with incorporation of molecular oxygen, incorporation of two atoms of oxygen; protein binding
Source: RefSeq, a predicted model, not a curated record
AUGGGGCUCUACAAGGUGACAGUGGCCACAGGGAGCGACUUCACUGCGGGGACCAUCGACACCAUCGCCAUCAGCCUUGUGGGGGUGAAUGGAGAAAGCACUAAGCAGGAGCUGUCCCACCUGUGGGUACCUGGAAAGGUCUCAUACUUUGAUGUUACCACGGAUACAGACCUGGGGGAUCUCCUGCUGGUUCGGAUCUACAAGGAUGCCUACCUGUUCUACACUGAGGAUGCCUGGUACUGUCUGAACGUCACUGUCACCUCCCCUGAGGGGCGACUCUACCAGUUCCCCCUGUAUCACUGGAUCUCUGGGGUGACCACGGUGGAGAUCCCAGAAGGAAAAGCCAUGAUAUCAGCCCAGAAUCUUCACCCCGUUUUACAACGACAACGAGAAACGGAACUGAAGAAAAGAAAUAAAACCCACGGGUGGAAGCUUUUCUCGGAUGGGGCCCCUCACUGUAUGGAUGUGGAGAGCGUCAUAGACCUGCCCGUCAACGAUCAGUUUUCUUUCAUGAAAAGGGGCGGCUUCAGCUACAUGGCACUCCUCACGAAACUUGCUGUAAAACUUAAGGGACUUCUGCGCCGGGAAAAGUCUUGGACCAAACUGGAAGACAUGAAGAUGGUGUUUUGUUUUGUUAGAUCCAGAAUCUCAGGUCAGGUCUCCCAGAUCUGGAAUGAGGACUCCUUCUUUGGUUACCAGUAUCUGAAUGGAGUUAACCCGGGUCUUAUCAGGAAAUGCGAAAAACUUUCGGAGAACUUCCCUGUCAGUAACAGCAUGGUGGCCGCAUCUCUGGGGACCUCCACGGAUCUCACUGAGGAGCUGAAGAACGGGAACAUCUUUCUGGCCGAUUACAAGAUUCUCCAGGGAAUUCCUGCAAACCCCUCGAUUAAUGGGAAGAAGCAAUAUAUCGCUGCCCCCCUGUGUCUGCUGUGGAAGGACCCCAAGGACCAGCUGCUCCCCAUUGCUAUCCAGUUGGGUCAGACUCCAGGAGAACAGAACCCGAUCUUCCUGCCCAGUGACUCUGAGUGGGACUGGACUUUGGCCAAGAUUUGGGUGCGGAGUUCUGACUUCCAGGUCCAUCAGAUCAUCUACCACCUGCUGCACACCCAUCUCAUUGCCGAAGUCUUCAACGUUGCAACCACCAGACAGUUGCCGAUGAGCCACCCGGUGUACAAGCUCAUCGCACCACAUCUGCGUUAUACCCUGGAGAUCAACACCAUCAGCAGAACUGAGCUCCUAGGACCUGGAGGCAUCACUGACCAGAUUUUGGCCAUUGGUAAUGGAGGUGUACCUGUCCUGAUGAAGAAAGCCAUGGAAAUGGUGACCUACAGUGACCUCUGUCUGCCCGAUGAUAUCACAAGCCGAGGAAUGGACACCAUCCCUAAUUACUACUACAGAGAUGACGGCCUGAGCGUGUGGGCGGCUGUGGAGGGAUUUGUGUCCAGUAUUGUCCAAUUCUAUUAUGGCAGCGACGAAGCCGUCCAAACUGACCGAGAACUUCAAGCCUGGGUGUCCGAGAUCUAUGAAAAAGGAUUCCAGGAGCGUGAAUCCUCAGGAAUCCCAUCAUCCCUGGACACUGUGCCUUCGCUGGUGAAGUACCUGACCAUGGUGAUCUUCAGGUGUUCUGUUCAGCACGCAGCGGUCAACAGUGGUCAGUUUGACUUCUAUUCCUGGCUUCCCAAUGGUCCGUCAUCUAUGAAGAGACCCCCUCCUACGGCCAAAGGGGUCACCACAUUACUGAGUAUCCUGGACGCCCUUCCUGAUGUCAGCACCAGCACCCUCAUGAUGACUGUCAUGUGGCAGGUCAGCAACGAGCCCAUGGACAAGAGACGUCUUGGGGAUUAUCCAGAAGAACGAUUUACAGAAGAAGCCCCUAAAAAGUUCAUUGCAGAAUUCCAGAAGAUGCUUGUGGAGAUAUCCCAGUCCAUAGAAGAGAAGAACCGGAGCCGGAGAUUACCGUACCCCUACCUGGACCCCAGACGUAUAGAGAACAGCAUUUCUAUAUAA